CCUCCGUAUUCCAUUUCAGAAAACACUGUAUUUUGGUUAAGAUGAAUGUGGAAAAACAUGUGUUGAUAUCAUUUGUCUCUUUGCUUUAGCAUUUAUCCAAUUGAUUGUGGUGAAAGCUUUGUCAUUGUUCAAUGGGUUUCUAGAAUGUUCCGUGGAUUUUUCUAACCAAUGUACUGCUGUAAAUUCUGUGGGUAUUGAAGGGUUGGAUUUGGUGCAUUUUUGGUUUUCCGUGAAGAUUCAUUUUCUCGUUUUCUGUAAUAUCGCGGUCAGGGGUUUUUCUUCUGUUGGGAACCCUUAUGCUUAAUUUCAUGUGAAAUUUCAGUAAUUAUCAAUUUUAUGGCUCUUGCACUCAAGUCAAGUUGCUUCUUGCAAUUGAAGAAACCUGAGGUCGGUUUCCAUGUUUGUUUUUCCUCUGAGAAGGCUUUAGUCUCUGUGAAGAGAUACACUCCAGUGGCUGCUAUGAGGACCAUGGAAGUUCCGGGACUCUCUGAAACAUUCACCAGACUGAAAAAAGAAGGAAAAGUGGCUUUCAUACCGUAUAUUACAGCCGGUGAUCCUGACCUUUCAACCACAGCAGAAGCACUGAAAGUGCUUGAUUCAUGCGGGUCUGACAUAAUUGAGCUAGGUGUUCCAUAUUCUGAUCCCUUGGCAGAUGGUCCUGUUAUCCAGGCUGCUGCUACAAGAUCUCUUGCAAAGGGGACCAAUUUCAAUGCAAUCAUUUCUAUGUUGAAGGAGGUUGUUCCGGAAUUGUCAUGUCCAAUUGCACUGUUCACAUAUUACAAUCCAAUACUGAAGCGUGGUACUGAUAAAUUUAUGUCUAUUGUAAGAGAAACUGGCGUACAUGGUACGAGUCAACACAAGUCUACACUGGUUACGGCUUGUCAGCUUCUUCGUUCAAAUUGGCUCGUGGUCCCAGAUGUCCCUCUGGAGGAGACGGAGACUUUAAGGGUGGAGGCUAAGAAAAAUGGAAUUGAACUGGUACUCCUCACAACACCCACCACUCCAAAAAACCGCAUGAAGGCCAUUGUUGAUGCAGCAGAAGGAUUUGUGUACCUUGUGAGUGCGGUGGGGGUCACUGGAGCCCGAUCAUCCGUUAGUGGUAAUGUUCAGUCUCUUCUGCAGGAAAUUAAAGAGGCAACAACUAAACCUGUGGCUGUUGGUUUUGGAAUAUCAAAGCCCGAGCAUGUUAAACAGGUAGCAGGAUGGGGAGCUGAUGGUGUGAUUGUUGGCAGUGCUAUGGUGAAGGUGCUUGGAGAAGCCAAAUCUCCUCAAGAGGGAUUGAAAGAGCUGGAAGCUUUUGCCCGCUCCUUAAAGGAGGCACUUCCUUAAAAAUAAGCUUUAAGAGCUCAAAAUUCUAGUAGUUAUCGUCAUUAUAUAUAUUGGAUUUGAAUAAAAAUGUGGUUCAAUUUUAUUUUUUCUGAUCAUGAUGUAGGGUAUCAGCAAAUUUUGUUCCUUUUCAAUUAUGAUGAGAUUUCGUAGUUACUGAAAUAAAUGUCCAUAUAUAAAUUUUGUCU
Vigna angularis (adzuki bean) is the source of this 1514-nucleotide messenger RNA. Its product is annotated as tryptophan synthase alpha chain. The record is from RefSeq and is a predicted model, not a curated record. Gene Ontology annotation, molecular function: tryptophan synthase activity. Gene Ontology annotation, cellular component: cytosol; chloroplast. The transcript has 10 exons. Bases 337 to 1329 code for a protein of 330 amino acids. Lineage: Eukaryota; Viridiplantae; Streptophyta; Magnoliopsida; Fabales; Fabaceae. Gene Ontology annotation, biological process: L-tryptophan biosynthetic process.